This is a messenger RNA of Peromyscus californicus insignis, 9632 nucleotides long. RefSeq names its product NACHT and WD repeat domain containing 1 (gene Nwd1). Gene Ontology annotation, molecular function: protein binding. The record is from RefSeq and is a predicted model, not a curated record. NCBI's taxonomy places the organism in Eukaryota, Metazoa, Chordata, Mammalia, Rodentia, Cricetidae. Bases 367 to 5061 code for a protein of 1564 amino acids. The transcript is spliced from 19 exons.
GUGACCAGAAAAUACCUAAGUCAAAUGUUACCAGGAAAGGCAGAGCCUUGUUUUCAUGGUGGCUCUGGGCCCAGGCAACUUCCUUCUCCCGGGGACUUCGGAGUUGGUGCCCUGCCUGCAAACAAGAGGGAGCUAGUGUCCCCGGGGGGAGCCUGGAGCAGGCGCUGAGCUUGCGGAAGACCCCCCCCCAACUCUUGCUGAGGUGUCUGGGUAACACACAGGGGCCAAAACGAUGGGUGGCUGCCCAAGGACCCACUGAGGCACAGAUUCUUCAGAGUUCCUUACUGAGAGCCAGGCAUGCGUCUGUGGGACCCACAUUCCUCGGGGAACAGACACUGAAAAUGGAGAGAUGUGUGAGCUGAGGAUAUGGACGCAGAGCGAGAAGCCCUUCAGUGCAUUGCCUACCCCGAAGUGCAGAGCUUCUGUCGGAAACACGGCUUGACAUUCGAGGUGGUUGAUCUGAGGUGGGGUGUCCCGAACACACAGGCCACUGACCACUUGACCACAGAACUCUGCUUAGAAGAACUUGAACGCUGCCAGAAAACAUCCAUAGGACCAGCUUUUGUGGCUCUCCUGGGCGACCAGUAUGGCCCCUGCCUGGUUCCCCAACGGAUCGAGGAGAAAGAGUGGGAGGCACUAAGGGCCCAGCUAACCUCCAGGCCUCGGGAUCUGGAGCUGGUGGCCAGACAUUUCCGGAGGGACGACAACGCCAUCCCUCCCACCUACGUGCUGCAGCCUCCAGGCUCCGUGGAGGCCCCAGGGCCUGAGGAGGCCACCUUGACCUCUGUCCUGCGAGGUGGAGCUCAGGAGGCCUGGAGGCUGGGCCUCAUCAGCCAGGAGCAAUGGAAGUGUUACAAUCGAUCAGUCAUUGAGUGGGAGAUCGAGCAGGGCCUCCUGAGCUCAGCACAAGGGGACCAGGGAGCUACCAUCUUCCUGAGAGAUGUACAGGACCUCAGUAAACACAUUUUGGACGAUUGUUCUCUGAAGAUGGUGGAUCGGCUGGCGGAUGGCUGCCUGGACACCGGAGCCCAGAGUCUUCUCAGUGGCCUUAAGGAACGCAUACUGGAUGCUCAGCCUGGAGCCCUAAAGUCCCACCGCCUGCCCUGGAGCCGUGACCUGGUCAAUCCCAAGAAUAAGGCUCAUGCCCGCUACCUGAAGGAGCUGAGUGAGCAGUUUGUGGCCAGGACCAACCAUCAGGUCCUGGAGCAACUUCGAGAGCUGGAGUCAGCCAGACAGGAGCUGGGCUGGCUCUACCAGGAGAUCCGCCACCACCUCUGGCGGGGUACAGAGUCCACCAGCAUCUUCUGUGGCCACCAGGAACUCCUGGCCCAGCUGGGGCAGCGGCUCAGACAGGAUGACAGCCGGCCCCAUACUCCGCUGGUUCUCUUCGGGCCACCAGGCAUCGGGAAGACGUCCCUCAUGUGCAAGCUAGCCGAGCAGGUACCAAGGCUUCUUGGCCACAAGACGGUGGCCGUCCUGAGGUUGUUGGGGACAUCAAAGAUGAGCCUGGAUGCCCGAAGCCUCCUCAGGAGUGUGUCCUUUCAGCUGUGCCUGGCCUAUGGGCUGCCACUGCCCCCAACCCAGGUCCUGGAGGUCCACGCCAGGGUGGGCCACUUCUUCCACACCCUCCUCCACACUGUGUCUCGGAGGAACUUUGAGUCCCUGGUGCUGCUCCUGGACGCAGUUGAUGAUCUAGAUUCCACAUGCCAUUCUCGGAGGGUCUCCUGGCUACCCCUCAAGUGUCCCCCAAAGGUACAUCUCAUCCUCUCUACAUGCUCAGGCCAGCAGGUGUUGCACACCCUGCAGCAGACCCUCAAGGACCCCAGCGCCUACUGGGAGGUGAAGGCCCUGUCUGGAUGUCAAGGACAGGAGUUCAUCCAGCUGCUACUGGCUGCAGAAAGGAGAACGCUGAGCCCGGCUCAGAGGGAUGUCCUCUGGGCCAGCCUCCCAGAGUGCGGCCACCCAGGGCGGCUAAGGCUGGCCUUUGAGGAGGCCCGGAAGUGGGCCUCCUUCACUGUGCCAGUGCCCUUGGCCACCACAGCUGAGGAAGCCACUCACCAGCUCUGCAUCCGCCUGGAGGAGACCCACGGGCAGCUGCUGGUGGCCCACGUGCUGGGUUACAUUGUGUCUUCCAGGUACGGCCUCUCGGAGGCGGAGCUGAAGGACGUAUUGUCUUUGGAUGAUGAGGUCCUGCAGGUCGUGUACCGGGACUGGACACCGCCCAGCAAGGAGCUCCUGCGCUUCCCACCCCUGCUGUGGGUGCGGCUCCGCCGGGACCUGGGACACUGCUUGACUAGGAGGCCCGUGGAUGGUUGCACGCUGCUGGCCAUCGCGCACAGACAGCUGUCCAAGGUGAUCCGGGUUCGAUACCUGUCUGGGCCUGAGAGAUCCAAGAGACAUGGUAUGCUAGCUGAAUUCUUCUCUGGAGCCUGGAGCCAGGGCACCAAGAAACUCAUCACCUUGCCACUCGUGGGGAAGCCCCUAAACCUGGACCGCAAGGUGGCCCCGCAGCCACUGUGGUUCUCAGGUACAGUCGCCAACCGGAGGAAGCUGACAGAACUGCCCUUCCAUCUGCUGCACGCGGGCCGCAUGGAGGAGCUGAAGCAGGAGGUGCUGGGGAACAUGAGCUGGAUCUCCUGCCGGGGCAUCUCUGGGGGCAUUGAGGACCUGCUGGAUGACUUUGACAUGUGUGCCCCUCACAUGGACUCUCCUGAGGUCGGUCUGGUCAGAGAAGCCCUCCAGCUGUGCCGCCCUGCUGUGGAGCUCCGGGGCAUGGAGAACAGCGUCCUGUACACCGAGCUCCUGGCCAGGCUCCUUUUCUUUGCUACGUCGCAUCCAGCGAUGAUUGGGCAGCUGUGCCAACAAGCCCAGAGCUGGUUCCGGGCCUGCCCACACCCAAUGCUGGUGCCCCUGGCAGGAUUCCUACAGCCACCCGGGGGACGGCUUCGAGCCACUCUCACUGGAUGUCACAAAGGCAUCACCGCCGUAGCAUGGAGCCUAGAAGAGAAGCUCCUGGUGGUGGGCACCCAGGAUGGCGUCAUGGUCGUGUGGGAUGUGGAGGAACAACAGGUGGUCCACGUUCUAACAGGACACACAGCUGAGGUGAGGUGCAUUCAAGUGUUUGCCCAAGGGACUCUCGCCAUCUCUGCGUCAAAGGACCGUACCCUACGCCUGUGGAGCCUGCUCUCUGGCCAGGAGAAAGCCACCAUUUUGGACAGAGGCUCAGCAAAUCCCACAGAGCCUCGGAGCUGGGACCUCCACGUGGAUGAGAUAAAGAAAGUCGUAUACCUAACAUCUGGUUCAAAGAUCAAUGUGUGGAGUCUGGAAACCGCGAAGCUGGUUUUCUGUGUCCCGGGAGAUGCCUCUGAUCCCUGGGCCUGUGUGGCGGUGCUGGCUGCCCAGGGCAUGCUGCUCACUGUGUCCAAGGGUGGCCAGGUCAGUCGGUGGAACUCAGCCACGGGGAAACUGCAGGAGAAACGGCAGUUGUCCAGCAUCAAAGAGGAGAUGCCCACCUGUGCUGUCUCCAUCCAGACACGGGCAAAGCUGGUCACUGGUUUCAGCAGCGGCUCCAUCUCCCUGGUUUCCUCUGGAGAAGACAGGCUGCUGGAGAAGCUUCCGGAAGCCGUGGGGUUCCUGGUGGUGUCCGCAGACGACUCCGUUCUCGCCGCAGGCUUUGGAAGAUCUGUGCGGAUUUUCUUGGCUGACUCACAAGGCUUCCACCGGUUCAUGGCCACGGAUCUAGAACACGAGGAUGUGGUGGAGACAGCAGUUUUGGGGCCUGAGAACAAUGUGAUCAUCACUGGCUCCCGGGAUGCACUCAUCCAGGUGUGGAGUCUGUCAGAACAGGGGACCCUGCUGGAUGUCCUGGAGGGCGUGGGUGCCCCUGCGAGCCUGCUGGUCCGGGGUGGGACUCUGGUGGUGUCUGCAUCCUGCAAGUCUUCAUCUUUAAAAGUCUGGGAUCUCAGGUCCACUCAGAAGCCGAGGUCUCCUGCUCCCUUUCUGGACCGCACAGGCCUGGCUGCGGUGUCCCAUCAUGGCAGCUACAUCUACUUCCCCAAGGUCGGGGACAAAAACAAAGUCACGAUUUGGGAUUUGGCAGAAGGUGAGGAGCAGGAUUCCUUGGACACGUCCAAUGAGGUCCGGUGUCUGGAAGUGGCGGAGCAGGCUAAGCUCCUCUUCACAGGCCUGGUUUCGGGGAUCGUGCUUGUGUUCCCCCUGAAUUCCAGGCAAGAUGUGCUGUGUAUCCCCCCGCCUGAGGCCCGCAAAGCUGUCAACUGCAUGUCCCUGAGCAAGAGCGAGGACCGGCUGGCCAUCGCCUAUGACAACAUCGUCCUGGUGCUGGACAUCAGCCCCGGGGACCCAUGUCCCGCCAUCGAGGGCCCCACCUACACCUUUUACACCCAGCUGCCCGAGACCAUAGCAAGCGUGGCUGUGCUGGCCGACUACCGCGUGCUCUACGGCAUGACUGACGGCGGCCUCUUCCUGUACGACUGCACACGGUCCAAAGUGUUCCCCCUGGAGGCUCACAGGAGCAGGGUGAGCUGCGUGGAGGUCAGCCACGGGGAGCAGCUGGCAGUGAGCGGAGCCGAGGAUGCGCUGCUCUGUCUCUGGGACCUGCAAGCUUGCAGGGGGAUGUUCGAGAUGAGCUACGAGAGCUCCUACUGCAGAGGGGUGCGGUGUGCCUGCUUCUCGAAGGACGACAAGUACGUUUUCGCAGGCAUGAAGGACCGCUCCAUCAUCGCCUGGAGUGCGCUGGACGGCACCCUGCUGGCCGUCCAGUUUGUCCACGCUGUGGUCAACCGAAUCAUCCCCACCUCCAAUGGCUUCAUGGCCCCCACAAGCCACGGCUAUCUCAUCAGAGAACGCUUCCAGUGCCCAUCAGCCAGAGCCUCCCAGCAAGACCCUCUCAAGAACUUCAAGAAGGCAGUGUGGUUGGUCAAGACCAGGCAAAGGGAAGAGCAGCUGGCUGCAGCAGAGGCCUCCCAGGACACAGGAUCAGUGGCCGAGGAGGGAAAGGAAUCGAAAUCAAAUAAGCGCUCACAGGUCUGCCUGAUACUGUGAAGGCCCACGGAGCCCAGGAAUGCAGCGGGUUAGCCUUGACUCAUCUGGUUGAAGCAAACUGACCAACUCUGCUGGUGCCCUGUGGACCCCAGGCCACCCUCUGACAUCUUCCAUUUUUCCCCACCUCCUUUUCUGUGGGGUUCUCAGACCUGCCCCUCUCAGGUAGCAGCAGCCUGCAUCUCCCACCCUAACCCACGACCUUGGAUCAAAGCCUUGGCUCUGCCUCUGUUGGUCCCAGUGGGCACAACUCUCAUCCUGAGCCAAUCGCUGGCUCCGGGAGGAUAGGCAAUCACUGUGGGGACCACGAGUGACCCAUUGGAGAGCAACACUGUGUGGCAGACAGUGACAGACUUCAGGGACGUGGUGGGCACUGUCCUGUCUUGGAUGGCAGUGACCAUCCAGCUGCAGCCCAGAAUCCACAUGGCAAAGCCAGCCUGUGUUACAGGUCUUUCCUUUUCCGUAUGUGAAGCCAGAGUCCUGGACUGUCUGUCACACCACGCACACGCUGGCCCUUCUGAAAGUGGUGAUUGGCACACGUGGUCACAGUUAGCCUGUGUGUAGCUCCUGCUCUGACUGCGACUCAAAAUGUAUGUACAAAAUCCACGCUAGAUGGUUGGCAGCUUAGUCUUCAAUCCCAGCACUCAGGAGCCGGAGACAGGCAGAUUCUUGUGUGUUCAAGGCCAGCCUAGUCUAGAGUGAGUUCCAGGACAGCCAGAAAGAGAUCCUGUAGAAAAAAAAAAAAGAAGAAGGAAGGAAGGAAGGAAGAAAAAAGAAAAAGAAUCCACGUGGGCUAGGGCUGGCUCAGGGCUUAAAGCAUCUGCAGUCCCAGUGUGAGAACUAGAGACCUCUCCAACCCUCUGAACCCUUCAGACUCAGCCCCAGAAUGUAGAGACGGGCUCAGUUCAUUCUGCUGCUGUGACAGAAACACUCCGACCAAGAGCAACUGCAGGGAGGCACUUCCAGGCCACAGGCCACCGCUGAAGGAAGCAGGGAAAAGAACUCAAGCAGGGACAGAACAGGCUGCAGGCUAUUGUGCACAGCAUGACCUCUGGCCAGGGGAUGCACUGGCCAAGGAAGGUCAGCAGUGUCCUGGUCACUGUCCUGUUGCUGUCAAAAGGCAACUCAUUUAAAAAGAAGCAUUUCAUUGGGCUGGCUUACAGUUUCAGAGACCUAGUCCAUUAUCACCAUGGCAGGGAGCAUGGAGGCAUGCAUGGCAGGCAUGGUGCUGGAGAAGGAACUGAGAGAUAUAUUAUGAUCUGCAGACCGACAGGCAGAGAGGGAGAGGGAGGGGGAGAAAGAGAGAGAGAGAGAGAGAGAGAGAGAGAGAGAGAGAGAGAGAGAGAGAGAGAUGGAGUUUUGAAACCUCAAAGCCUACCCCAUGAUACUUCCUCCAACAAGACCACAUCUAACCACUGUAAUCUUUUCAAACAGUUCCACUGCCUGGUGGCCAAACAUUUGAAUAUAUGUCCCUACUGGAGUCAUUCUCAUUCAAACUACCACAAGCAGGAACCAUGGAGAGUGCUGUUUUUGGCUUUCUUUGGAUCAUUAGCUUUCUCAUAUAGGCCCAGAACCACCUGCCCAGGGAAUAGUGCCACCCACAACAGGUUCCCACCUACAUCAACUAACAGUCAAGAUAGUCCCCCAUGGAAGAGCCCAUAGACCAAUCUGAUCUGUGCAAUGCUUCAAUUGGGACUCGCUUGUCAGGAGACUCUAGGCUGUGUGAAGUUGACAGUUAAAGCUAACUAGGUCACAGAGGAUCCUGAACAUUCUGGCUAGCUAAGCUAGACACAUCUUCGAGUUCUGGAUUUGAUUAAGAGACCCUGCCUCAGUGAAUAAGGUGGAAAAGGAAUCAAGGACAAUUCCUGACUUAACCUCAGGCCUCCCUCCACAAAUAUACACGCAUGCACGCACACACACAUACACACACACAGUCUUAUCAGGCCUCCACAAAUACGUGCAUACAUACACACACACACACACACACACACACACACACACAGAGUCUUAUUAGGCCUCCACAAAUACAUACAUACAUACACACACAUACACACACACACACACACACACACACACACACACACACACACACACAGUCUUAUCAGGCCUCCACAAAUACAUACAUACAUACACACACACACACAUACACACACACACACACAGUCUUAUCAGGCCUCCACAAAUACAUACACACACACACACACACACACACACACAGUCUUAUCAGGCCUCCACAAAUACAUACAUACAUACACACACACACACAUACACACACACACACACACAGUCUUAUCAGGCCUCCACAAAUACACACACACGCACACACGUACACACGCACACACGCACACACACACACACACAGUCGUAUGAUGCCCAAACGGGCCCAAACUCCAUGUGUAGCCAGUGGUGCUGUUGAUCUCUUGAUCUUCCCACCUCCACUUGCUGUUGGACCAGAGUCGUGACCAUGCUUAGCUCCCUGACACAACAGGGCACACCAGCACCCCCCUGCUUUGCUGCCGACCCUCUGCCUUGAAACGGCUCUCUCCACUGUGCCCACAGCCGUCUACUGAGCCUGGCUUGUGCCUGGAGCCCUGCUACAGUCAGACCUUAGAGGGAGCGCUCCCCUCACUCCCUGGGACUCCAGACAGACUCAUCAAUGCAUCAGUCGGAAAGAGCCAUUACUCUUCUUGGUGUCGGAGAUGGAACCCAGGACUUGCUGGGCAGGUGCUCUACAGAGAGCCACGCCCCCCGCCCCUGCCUGAGGGGUUCCAGGUAGGAGCUCUGCUGCUGAGCCACACUUCCAGCUUCAAAGUGACGCUUUUGAAGAUAUCUCAUUCAGUUAUUUCCCAAACGAGGGUUCCAAAAUGCACACUUCGGCAGUUCUGAAAAUGUUAGUGUCAAAUUUCAUUUAAAAAAUACGCCGGGCGGGUGGUGGCGCAUGCCUUUAAUCCCAGCACUCGGGAGGCAGAGGCAGGCGGAUCUCUGUGAGUUCGAGGCCAGCCUGGUCUACAGAGCGAGAUGCAGGACACACACCAAAACUACACAGAGAAACCCUGUCUCGAAAAACAACAACAACAACAAAAAAUUAAUAAUAGUCUGGAGAGAUGGCUUAGCAGUUAAGCUUCAUGCUGCUCUUGCAAAGGACCCAAGUUUGAUUCUUAACACCCACACCAGGUGGCUCACAACCAGCCCCAGGGGAAUCCAAUGCCUUAGGCCUUUGCAGACACCUGCACUCAUACACACAUACACACACACACACACACACACACACACACACACACACACACACACAAUUACAAAUAAGAUCAAUCUUUAAAAAAUUUAUGGGCCAGUGAGCUGACUCGGGGAAUAAUGGCACUUCGAACACAACCCUGAUGGCUGAGUUCAGUCUCCGGGACCCACAGAGUGAAAGGAGAGACCUGACCUCACAGAGUUGCUCACUGACUCCACACAUUCACCAUGCCGGUCACCGCCCCCCAUCAUGCACACAUACACGCAACAAUAAUAAUAAAUUUAAAGAUACAUUUUAAGCUUUAGCUUAAAAAUAUAUGCUCAGGUGCAUUGAACAAUAACUUUAGAUUUUUUAAAUAGUAUUUUAUUUUUAUUAACCUAUUAACUGUAUAUACUAAUGGGACCCAUGUGAUAUUUCAACAUGAAUGCAGCACACACUCAUCAAACAGUUUAUCCACCUUCACCUCUGUCCCAAGCUGGUCCUCACAGUUCCAUGUCCUUUGAAGUCCAGUGUAUGAGUGAGGAAAUGUGGUGCUGUCAUUCUGCGUCGACUUUAUUGAGCACGAUGUCCUGCAGUUCUGCCUGUUUUGCUACAAAUGACCAUCUUUCAUGUUCUGCCUUAUGGCCGCAUACUAUCCUAUCAUUGAGAUACCACAUAUUCUUUUUCCAUCCGCUCCAGUGUUGGCGAAUGCUAGUUUAGGAAGUCUCCCACCAUUUAACUGAAGGAUCCUUAGCUUAAGCAGAGAGCCCUAGACGGGGGAAGGGUACUUUUUUGUCCCCCCUUCUCUCUUUUUUCGAGACAGGGUUUCUCUGUGUAGCCCUGACUGUCCUAAAACUCACUCUAUAUACCAGGCUGGCCUAGAACUCACAGAGAUCUGCCUGCCUCUGCCUCCCCCGUGCUGGGAUUAAGGCAUGUGCAUGAUCGGGUUUAAUCAACGUGGAAAGGAUGCAUUUGUCAUAACAGGGAAGGUUUUGAUGUACAGCGUUUGGCCUAAAAAUUCCAGUGUCACCGGGCGGUGGUGGCGCACGCCUUUAAUCCCAGCACUCGGGAGGCAGAGGCAGGCGGAUCUCUGUGAGUUCGAGGCCAGCCUGGGCUACCAAGUGAGUUCCAGGAAAGGCACAAAGCUACACAGAGAAACCCUGUUUCAAAAAACCAAAAAACAAAACAAAACAAAACAAAAAUUCCAGUGUCUGGGGCAUGGACACGCAGGCGGUUAAUCCCAGCUGCUGGGAGGGAGAGGCAGGAGGAUCUCUGCGAGUUUGAGGCCAGCCUGGUCUACAUAGCAAGACCCUGUCUCAAAAACAAAACAAAACAAAAAAUAAAAUUCCUGUGUUCACUGCAA